Messenger RNA from Phytomonas sp. Hart1, 955 nucleotides. Lineage: Eukaryota; Euglenozoa; Kinetoplastea; Trypanosomatida; Trypanosomatidae. The record is from the annotation of a GenBank genome assembly.
UUAUUUUACAUUACUUUAAAGAGUUUAUUAUUAUUAUUUGACAAUUUCCACCAUAACUCCAUAUUACUAAUGUCCCGACUUGCUUCGCAUUACACCAAAUCCAAGACCGCAUUCCUAACGAUCGACUUACAAACCGCAUUUUCUGAGCGAAUUUCGAACUUCGCGAACUGUGUAUUUGUAUCUAACCGUAUGGCGCAUUUCCAUCAGUCUCUUCCCCAACAUACAACAUUCAUUGCAACCGAGCAAUACCCCAAAGGGUUAGGCCACAGUGUGAAGGAGUUAAUCAUCCCUCAGGAUGGACAUCUUGUUGAAAAAAGCAGCUUUUCGUGUAUCGUCCCCGACGUGAAAAAACAUCUCACGGAUGUGGAUAACGUAACGGUGGUGGGGAUUGAGGGGCAUGUCUGCGUCCUUCAGACGAUUUCUGACCUGUUGGAGAUGCAGAAACGUGUUUUUGUCCUUGUUGAUGGCGUGGGAAGCCAGAAAGCGACCGAUCUCAAGGUAGCUCUUGAUUUAAUGCGAACAUGGGGGCCUAAUUGUAUUCUUACGACAUCUGAAUCGUUUCUUUUACAGAUGAUCAAGGAUGCUUCUGAUCCAGAGUUCAAGAAAGUGAGCAAGUUGUUACGGGACUCGCACCCAAUCAAUUUAUAAUGUUAUGUUUGAGUUACCACAUUUUUUUUUAUCAACAAAAUGAUAAAUUCACAAGAAAUUAUUUCAGGUGCUAUAUAAUUUACCUUUGUUUGAUAUAUGUUAUAAAUAUGAAUGUCAUCUUUUAAAGGUCAAUAUUAAAUUAUUAAUUCUUACUUGAUAUUGAACGUGAAAAUAGUGGUACAUUAGCAGUGCAAGUAUUAGUCCUAAAUAUUUUUAAUUGAUUUCCAGUUUUUUAUAUUAGAAUAAACUUUAUGCGAUGAUGCUUUUUCUUAUUACUUCAAGUACCUCAUCUUAUAGCAAUGCGAAA